GCCACAUACUAUAACAUAUAAUUUUGUAGGCCACAUUCUAAAGGUAGGCCACAUACUUUAACGGUACCACAUAAUUAUGGAACUACUGUUUUCCAUGUCUCCUACAUAAGGAUAACUAUUACUGAAAUGAUCAAGGUAUGAAGAAACGAAAAUUAAUGUGGACGAAGCGGUCUGGGAACUUUUAUAACAUCUCUUCAGUCAACAGAAGAAGAAGAAGAAGAAGAACUAACAACAACCCAAGACAAGACGUCUGUCUAGUGGACUCUGUAGGACCCGACAUCCCAAAAUCAAACUUGGUUCGUGUGUGUUAGUGGAACACUGAAGAUGUGAUAAAGGCAAUAUUUCUAUAAGGGUUCCUUUCUGUUGCAUUUGCCAUUGUAAAAAAAAAAGGGAUUAACAGUAGUGUUGUAAUGCUGUAAAAGUGAUAAAGAGUGCUUACAGAAAUUCCUUUGAAUUGUGUGCACUUAUUUCCAUGCAUCAUUAGUCAUUCGUCAUGUCACUUAAUUGUUAUUUGCAAAUUACUUUUAGAUUGUUUAGUAUGUUGCGUACUAUUUAGUUUAUGGAAAGUUUAAGUAUGUAUUGUUUAUUGGUCAUCCAUAAUAUUAUUGUAUAGAAAAAUAAUGGAUUUGUAUAUCUUCAGUCGUUUCUUAUAUAUAAUAUACCAUUACUACAUUUAACUCGGAAUGUUUUGAAUUUAUUAUAUAUUGUUAUAGGAUGUGUUUGGUUAUCCAGUUCUGUUUCAUUAAUGCAACGACAGUUACUUGCGUAUAUUAACCUUUAGCAGUUGUAAAUUUGUAAAGCUGGCUAAUACCAGAGAUAAUGCUAGGUGGUUAAUACCAGUGAUAAUGCUGGGAUACUUGUUAAGAUGGUCAUUUACAAAUAGUGAGCAUGUCUUUGUUGCUAUGUAGUUUGAGUGAGGAUUUUUUGUAAUUUACUGUACUUAAAAAGAGUAAUUCAUAGUAUUUUCUGCAUAGAUUAAAUACUAAAUUUUUUAAAUUUUAAAGAUGGAGCUGGUAGAAUGUGAGGCAAUCUUUGAAGAAAACCCCGAUGUGCCAUUUCAGUGCUCUCUAUGUGGGAAGGCCUUCCCGGAACAGGACUCCCUUGAAAGCCACACUUGUGCACAUUCCAACGAAAAGGUUUAUGAAUGCUCAGUGUGUGGUAAACUGUUUGCUCGAAUAAGAUAUCUUAAUGAGCACAUGUUAAUUCAUUCUGGAGAGAAACCUCAUGGUUGUUCAGUGUGUGGUAAAAAAUUCCGUCUGAAGAGCACCCUCAGGCGUCACAAACUCGAACACACAGGCCAAAAGCAAUUCAAGUGUGAAAUUUGUGAGAAAACUUUUGCAUUUUCAAAUGACCUAAGGAUUCACACAGUAGUUCACACAGGAGAGAAGCCUUUUAUUUGUCCUAUAUGUGGUAGUACAUUUAGUCAGAAGAGUUCUUUAACAAGACAUUUGGCCAGGCAUUCUGGUGAGAACUCUUUUGAAUGUCCUGAGUGUGGCAAGUCAUUUACCCGAAACAGUAGCCUUGAAGAUCACAUGUUGAAUCAUACAGGUAAGAAAAAAUUUGAAUGUUCAGUUUGCAAGAAGUGGUUUAAACGUAAAAGCUCUCUCGGAAGACACAUGCAGAUACAUUCUGAUUUGAAACCAUUUGAAUGCUCACAUUGCGAAGAAUCAUUUCCAACUGCAGGCCUGUUAAAGUCUCACAUGGUUUGUCAUAGGCAACUACAUUGUGAUAUUUGUCAAAAAGUCUUUAAAAAUACAAGUUCACGUAAAACACACAUGCUAAUUCACAUUGGUGAGAAAAAAUUCCAAUGCAGCGAGUGUGGUAAACAUUUUCUUCGUAAAGAUUUGUUGAAAACUCACAUGAUGAUUCAUACAGGUGAGAAAAAUUUUCCCUGUCCUGAAUGUGGGAAAUUGUUUGCUCAAAGUGGUGACAUGAAAAAGCAUUUGGUUGUCCAUAGUGAAAAUAGGUCCUUUGUUUGUGAGGCCUGUGGCAAGUGUUUCAAGCACUUAAGAAGCCUCCAAAAUCAUCGCCUUACCCAUUCUGAUGUGAAACCAUACAAGUGUUCUGUUUGCGAAAAGUCUUUUACAAGGAGAGCUGGUGUCAAAAAACAUGAGAAGUUACAUUCUAAACGUGGUUAUGCAGCCCAACAUCGCAGCACUGAUAAUGAUUCUGAAACGUUGCAAGAUGAUUCCGAACAAUCUAACAAUGAUUCAGACGGAGGAUUUGAGGAGAGUCAUUCAGAGCAUUUAAAUAGAGAAGAUGGCUUAGAAGUGGGACAGUCGACUCUAAAUGAUAGUCCUGAGGAUACAGGUGAUGAAACUGCUAAAGACACACGUAAUUGGAAAUGGACGCAUGAAGAGAGUGAAAAAGAAAUCAGACCUUCAGUUGUAAAAGAGGAAGUAUGUGAGAAAGAUGAGUGGGAAGAAAAUUACAUUAACAUUGACUUAAUACAAGUGAAAAGUGAAAAUUCAAGCUGAUAUUUGUUAUUUUAAUGGAGAUAUUGUGAAACUUCUUAAUAUAGCUAAAUUAUUACUUCCAUAAACCUUUAUUACUAUGGGCUUCAGAGACCUUGCAAGCACGUUUUUUGGCAAUAACUCUUAACGAACACUCGUAUC
Macrobrachium nipponense is the source of this 2615-nucleotide messenger RNA. Its product is annotated as gastrula zinc finger protein XlCGF46.1-like. Gene Ontology annotation, biological process: regulation of transcription by RNA polymerase II. Lineage: Eukaryota; Metazoa; Arthropoda; Malacostraca; Decapoda; Palaemonidae. The record is from RefSeq and is a predicted model, not a curated record. Gene Ontology annotation, molecular function: DNA-binding transcription factor activity, RNA polymerase II-specific; RNA polymerase II cis-regulatory region sequence-specific DNA binding. Gene Ontology annotation, cellular component: nucleus. The transcript is spliced from 2 exons. Bases 1005 to 2477 code for a protein of 490 amino acids.